This is a messenger RNA of Pseudoliparis swirei, 2623 nucleotides long. It is a transcript of the gene szrd1, whose product is annotated as SUZ RNA binding domain containing 1. Lineage: Eukaryota; Metazoa; Chordata; Actinopteri; Perciformes; Liparidae. The record is from RefSeq and is a predicted model, not a curated record. The transcript is spliced from 4 exons. The coding region runs from base 343 to 822 and encodes 159 amino acids.
UUCAUUGUUACAAACAACGUUAUCAUUGAUGGAAACAGCAUACGUAAAGUAUUUAGUUUGAUAAAUUAAAAAAAUAAGGAAUCAGUCGCUGGUAGUUCACAUAGUUUACACAUCUGAUCUUUAGAGCGAAAAGUAAAAUGCGUCUUUGACUUUUUCAAUAAAGUGACGUAAUUUGUUCACUGUCACUUUACCGACACGUAAAAGUAACCAGCUGUGUGGAGAGGGGGCAAUCAUGCCGCGGGGCAACCCGUCAGCGUGAUGUCAAAGCCCGGGCAGUGGAGGAGAGGCGGACCCGGAGUGGCCCAGGACGUCCAGCUACUGCGCGCCUGAGCAAAAUGAAACAUGGAUGAGGAGGUCGCCGAAAGUUGGGAGGAAGCCGCCGACAGUGGGGAAAUGGAAAAACGGUUAGAAGAGAAGCUACGGAUCAGACAGAAAGAAACGGAGUCCUGUAACAAUUCUUCCCGAUCGCCACUGAGGACGACCAUGGUGAUACAGGACGACUCUCCAGCAGCGGCGCCCCCACCUCGGAUACGCAUCUUGAAGCGGCCUACGAGCAACGGGUCGUCGGGCUCACCCUCGAAUUCGAACAGGCCCACGCAGCAGGUCAAGUCUCUGGCUCAGCGCGAGGCGGAGUACGCCGAGGCCAGGAAAAGAAUACUAGGCAGCGCCUGCCCAGAUGAGACGCCUCAGGACAAACCUAACACUGACCGGGCAGGUCGCAAUAACUCUACGUUGCCUUCAGAUGACACCCGAUCACACAGUCACAGCGUCCGGCAGCCAGACGGUCCAGACGGCACCCACGGUUUCCGACAGCACAGAUAAGCGUGGCCCUGGGGUCGCCCAGCCAUUGAGGGGGGAGAGAGAGAGAGAGAGAGAGAGAGAUCAAGGUCACCAGAGAGCAACGACGGCCCCAUCUUGUGGAAAAACUUCCCUCCUUCCGUUCCAUUGUGCGGGAAGAGUCGGACGGCAGUGCGGCUGCCGUCCGACUCUUCCCGCUGACGCUCGCGUGGAACUGGCGGGGAGCUCCAAGGAGACGUUGAAUGGAAACGUGCUCCAGUCUGUCUGACACUGUGAUGAUGGACAUCUUCUGGACUCACUGUGAUGAUCCCUUUUUAAGACACGCCUCCACCGCUCUCCUCCUCCUCCAGUGCCCAGCGGCUCCGCAUCAGGGCGUCUGCGAGGCAGAAAGCAAAGACUUGGACAAAGGAUGGCCGAGAGGAGGAGAAGAGACGCGCCAUAGCGAAAUGAGAUGAGCUGGUAAUCGGGCCUCUCCCCCUGUAAUAAUACCAGACAUCAUGUGUUUUAAAUUUUCAGACGUUAGCGCGCUCUCUCUCUCCCCCUUUUGGUUUUCUCGCUUGUCUUAUCUCCUAGGGAUGCUCUGAUAUCUUGAGUGCAGAUGGACAUGCUUUACAUUACACACACCACCAAGAACCUGUUCAUUUAAACGGUAUUCAUUUUGAUCGGCAUCUGCAGUAUUAACGAAAUAGUAAAUAUUCAUAUUUUUCAUCUUUUUGUUUGGUAAAGUCUUAAAAAUAUUUAGCUUUGGUUUGACUUCUUUGGGCUGCAGAUUGUGGCGUGAGGUCUGCUGCGGAAACUCGCCGCCAAAGCUGAGUACUUAAACCGGUGCCCGCCCUGUAACAGAGUCGUUAGCGUUAUCAGUAAACCCAGAAUAUGUAUAUGACCAUUUGUUUUUAAAAGCUGAGGGUCAAGUUGUAUAUGUUUACGGUUCCUCUUUUUUUAAAUUUAAACUAAGCUUUUUCAGCUGUCUUCGUUGGACUGUCGCAUCAUUAUUUAUAUUUAAAUAGUAAAACAAUUCAAAGGAGAUCGUGGAUACAAGUCUGUUUUUAAGUAGCGUUUCUGCCUUUUUCGUAUAUGGUAACAAUGUCGGUGCAGUAUUUAAAUCGAAUUGAACCAAAAUCCCAUUUCAAAAUCCACUCUCAUGUGAUACUGGUGCAGAGAGGGCGGGGGGGGGGCGGUCAGUUUAGUGGAUGUCUUUACUGCUGUGCUCCACAAGCCUCGGUCGUACCUCCACCCCGUCAGCAGCGCUCUCGUUUCUUCGUCUCUCGCCGUAUGUAGGAAACUCAGGUGCGCGUUAAUGAAAUGAACUAAGAUUGUAUUUUUCCCGGCGGGUUUUCGAUUUGCUUCAAAACGGCAGCAAGGGUCCCUAUAUCUGGCACUUUUGUUAGAAGCAGUGCGCCACAGCGAGAUGCAACUGAAAUGAUGUCCACAUCCCUGAGUGAAUGAGUGAAUGCUGGGUCAGUUUGUUUUUUGCUCGUCUCUGACUUGGUCGUGAACGUCACCCCGUGUGGUUGUUGGCUAACCGGCGGUCCUCUGCUGAAAUGGAACAUGGAGACGCUGUUUGUGGAGCAGGACCAUUGUUCCCAGUAGAUGAGAUCUCAAUAAAGCCAUAUUCAGUGGUGCACAUAAAUAGAAAAGCUCUUAUAAAUAAAAAAGUUUAUCUUGUUUGUUACUGUCGGUCAAAGUAAUUGAAUUCAUCAGAGGGGGGAAUUCACAACGCUGUUAAGAUAUUUCAGUUCAGGAGAUAAAGCAGCAGAGCAGUCGACCGAUGAGGCAACAAACUGCCUGUAAAUACUGAUUUAAUAAAAUGAUUUGCAAAAAACAA